AUGGAUACGCCGGUAAGGCGCAGCCGGCGGCUGGAAGGACUACGGCCUGAAUCCCCCCCUCCGAGGCAACCGGGCCUGGGAUCCCCCCGACGUCAGCCAGAGACAAGACCGGGAUCACCCAGUCUUCAGCAAGAUGUAGGACUGGGGUCUCCCCGAAGGCAGCCAGAGCCAGGCCCAGGAUCCCCCCAGCGUCAGCAAGAUCCAGGCCUGGAGUCACCCCGAAGACAGCCAGAGUCGAGCCCGAAAUCCCCCCUACGUCAGCCAAAGCCAAGUGAGGAGUCGUUAAAGUUCUCCCAGUGCCGGGGAGGACAGGACCCGGAGUUAGCCAAGAGUGAGGAGGAGCCGGGCCCAGGGUCCCCCCGACGUCAGCUAGAGCCUGGGGCGAACGCACCAAAGCCCUUCCAGAGCCAGGCUGGACCCGACUCGGGGUCUGCCCAGAAUAAGGAGGAACUGGCCCCUGGAUCUCCCCGACAUCACCCGCAGCCGGGCCCAGGAUCACCAGAGCCGUCCCCCGGCCAACAAGCUACUGGUCCGGAGCCCUCGCAGCCACUACAGAAGCUGACACCCCAGUCACCCGGCUCCCCCCGGGGUCAGCGCGAGCCGAGCAAGCCAACCCCGGCCGGGGAGACGGUGCCAGGCGGCGUCGGGGCAAAGAAGCGAAGAAGUUCUUCAGCCCAGGCCCCAGCGUCCAAAAAGCUGAAGAAGGAGGCAGAGGAGGUUCCGAUGAUCCCGAAGGGGAAGCCCAAGUCGGGGCGGGUGUGGAAGGAUCGCUCCAAGAAGAGGUUUUCCCAGAUGGUUCAGGACAAACCCCUGCGCACGUCCUGGCAGCGGAAGAUGAAGGAGCGGCAGGAGAGGAAGCUGGCCAAGGACUUUGCCCGGCACCUGGAAGAGGAGAAGGAGAGGCGCCGGCAGGAGAAGAAGCAGCGCCGGGCCGAGAACCUGAGGCGCCGCCUGGAGAAUGAGCGGAAGGCAGAGGUUGUCCAAGUGAUCCGAAACCCUGCCAAGCUCAAGCGGGCAAAGAAGAAGCAACUACGCACCAUUGAGAAGCGGGACACCCUGGUCCUGCUGCAGAAGCAGCUACCCCAGCGGCCAGCAGCCAAGAACUGACCGCAGAACAGCCUGAGACCUUCUGUGGCCACCCACCACGUGAGGUCAGACACCUCUUCUGGGCCCGGCAUGCCAACUCUGCAGCUCCAGAACAGGCAUCCCACCCCAGAUGGGGCUCCUGAGCCUUCGGGGCCUUUUGGACAGGUUUUUGUAGGACAGAAGCUCAGAGGGGUCCUGGUAGAGACUGAUGGGGGGAAGAGGUUCAGCUCCCCCUCUUCCUUCUGGUCCUUCUCCAAGUGCCUUCAAACCAAGAACAGUACAUUCUUCUGGUUGCUUAGCAAGCUGGAGACCAAGGGUGACUCCCCCUAAUGGGUAUGUCCUGUCCCCCCACAGCUUCCCAAAGGCUGCUUUGGGUACCUCUGCAUCCCACUG
Trichechus manatus latirostris (Florida manatee) is the source of this 1479-nucleotide messenger RNA. RefSeq names its product coiled-coil domain containing 86 (gene CCDC86). The record is from RefSeq and is a predicted model, not a curated record. Bases 1 to 1107 code for a protein of 368 amino acids. Gene Ontology annotation, cellular component: nucleolus. Lineage: Eukaryota; Metazoa; Chordata; Mammalia; Sirenia; Trichechidae. The transcript is spliced from 4 exons.